AUGUUAAGCACAUUAAUGAGAAGAAGUAUUAAGAAGAAUUUUCCUAUCCCAUCGCUGAUGGUUAUGAAGAGGUAUCACCAACAAUCAAUGUUUAGAUUACAACAACAAGAGAGUUUUGUUGAACAAGAAGUAUCUGUAACUGCUGAUCUUGAAAAUACAACAUGUGAUACAAGGGAUUCCAAAGCUAAUAGUUUAUUUGCCAGAUUGAUCAAACUCUCUGAUUUGGAUCCACAAUUAAAGAGUAUCAUUGGUCAAUACAGAAACGAUUUAGAAAGCUAUUCCAUUCAAAUGGAAAAGGAAACAGCUCACAGAAUAUUUGAAUGUAAUCUUAGAGUUCAACAGUAUUUGAGAAAUGCUGGUGAUCGCAAACAAGAAUAUGAUAAUAGAUUUUUAAGAGUCCUUGACUGUGAAUUGGCUGAUGAAUGUGCUAGUAUGAAUAAGCAACUCGAGAAGCAAAUCUUUACCUUGUAA
Messenger RNA from Naegleria gruberi, 471 nucleotides. RefSeq lists its product as uncharacterized. The transcript has a single exon. Bases 1 to 471 code for a protein of 156 amino acids. Lineage: Eukaryota; Heterolobosea; Eutetramitea; Acrasida; Naegleriidae. The record is from RefSeq and is a predicted model, not a curated record.